Molecule: messenger RNA, 4257 nt
Organism: Aegilops tauschii subsp. strangulata
Lineage: Eukaryota; Viridiplantae; Streptophyta; Magnoliopsida; Poales; Poaceae
Product: protein ACCELERATED CELL DEATH 6
Cellular component (GO): plasma membrane
Molecular function (GO): protein binding
Source: RefSeq, a predicted model, not a curated record
GCAGAGCAAAAUUGGAAGAUGGAGAUCUUCACCAAUCACCAGGGCUGAUCACUACAACUUUUAUUUGUCUCCUGCAUCAAAGUAUUCAAGGAGAGCACGUCAUACAAGGAUUGUAGAACAACAGAGCGACCUGGAGGAUUCCAUUACAUGUGUAGCUCUUUUCUUUGCAGGACCAGAGAUGUAACUGAAGGAAGCUGCAAGUCAUGUAGAGCAUACAAAACAAUUCUGCUCACGAGGACAUCGCAACAGACUUACGAGCAGAGAUAAACAAGUUAAAAGAAGUGGAGGCAGCAAAAGCUACUGAAGCAGCACAAAAGCUUCAGCAGAACAUACAGGAGCUGCAAGUGGCAGCCAGAGAGAAGGAUGAUGAGAUUGGCAGAUUGAGAGCAGAAGCAGUUGAUGCAGAAAACAAGGUGACUAGUCCAAAGAGUCGUCAAAAGUGCAGGAGCAAUACCAGUGAGUUGCAGCUUGAACAGUGCAUGAUCCAGCAUUUGGUGGUACUGAUCUUCUCAAGAUCUAGUCAAUUAUCUUGGCUAUUUUUCUGCUUAAUAUUUUUGUAGUGCCAUCUUUUCUGGAAAUCGAGGUGAUCUAAGUGUACAUGUUCCUUAUAAGAUAUUAUACGGUUUCUUGCUCUGUUUUCCAUCCAAGUGGAUCCAACGAUGCUGACACACACUGAUCAAUUAACCUUGUACAUGGAAAUUUUGGUCCCGUUCUCUUGUAGAGUCCACCAGUUGCAUUGCGGGUGAUCUAGAUUGUAUUUGUUAGCUAGUAUUUCUGUUUGUAUAUUUGCCAUCCAUUGAUUAAUUUGGAGGGGUGAUGUAUCAUGUACAUGGUUGAUCUCAUAGGUUUUACCAGAUCUUAGUACUGGUUAGAUGGGGAGUAUCGAUUUCAAACUUGUCCAUGUUCGAUUCGUAUCUGAAAGAAGAAAAAUAACUAAUCUGUAGGAUUCUCGAGUAAUAGUCCCACCAUCCCCAUUUACACGGCGUCCUCACGUUUCGUGAUUUAACUGUGACCAUUAAUUUCAUCAAUAAUACUACCUCUGUACCAAAAUAUAAGACUUUAUAGGUUAAACUAGCCUACAAAAACGUCUUAUAUUUUGAUAUGGAGGGAGUAUGUGUCAUAAUAAUCAUACCAUUGAAAACUUUUUCUGGAUACAGUUUUGGUGAUUCACAUUUUGUGACAGAUAACUAAUGUUUAGUUGGUUAAAUUGAUGGUCAAACUUGUAAUUUGAAACGCGUGUGCCACGUAAAUUGGGAUGAAGAGUAUGACUUUAUCACGAUACCUUUAAACUUCGUGCUACAUAUUUGAUUUUCUCAAGAAAUUGUUUUACAUCUAUGAAAGACUGACUGUUAUCACCAUGGAACCUUUUGAUUUAUUGCAGCUAACACGUAGGUUUUUGUAUUUGGUUCUAUCUGUUGGAACUGUUAAUGCUCUUUUCAUUUGAUCGCAGCAUUAUCGCGUAGGUCUUCGGCUCAUUUUCAUAAGCAAUCGCAGAUGUCGAAGAAGCUCGACACCUUAAGAAUGAACACCCUGCCGUUAUGUUCAAGGUUUUUGAGUCGCGACUUGGCGAGUCGCCGCGAGCCCUGCGGCUCAGCGUAUAGUCGACGAAAGUCGCUGUAUAGUCGCCAUAAGUCGCUGUAUAGUCGCGAGUCGCCCUGAUUUUUGGAAAACGACUUGGCGAUUAGUCGGCGACUAUACAGCGACUAAUCAGCGACUCAAAAACCAUGGUUAUGUUCCUUACAGACAAGAUGAGCCAUUACAAGCAAAGCGACGAGAAAGCAUUCCUGCGUUGGUUCUCCAUCACAGACAGUAUGAAGUGAUACUCUAUUCGAGGACUGUUUUAUGCCUGCAGACGCAGCAAGAAAUGGCGUGCAUGGAAUUGGCAGUUUCUGAGAAAUUGCACAUCCAUUAGACCAUGGUAUUCACUACAUAUUUAAUUCAUGGCCACAAUUUGUUAAUAUUAUGCAGUAAUUGUUUUAUAUAGGCCUCCCACUCCCAUAGGGGGAGCUGAAUUCAACAAACCACAAGCUAGCCUGUCCUUAAUUAUCAGGUUCAACAAACCACUUGACUUUUGUCUGGUAAAACAACUUGUGAUUCGUAAACAGGAACGACUGCGAUGUUCUUUAAAACUUAAUGAUUGGGAUGUAAUUGCUAAAAUAACUGGCAAGUGGUAAUCCUAGACAAUUUUACUGUGUUGUCGAACGAGUCAAGUCGUUGUGUACAUGUGCAAAUGAUAAACUAACUUGGUUUCCGUCCAUGAAUAGUUGAAGUGUACAUUGACUUCCAGCUGCCUUAAGUACUUGCCAUCUCGACACAGCAUUACUAUGAAGCUAUCUUCAUCUUUCGACUACCCGGUGCUAUUGUACAAGGCACAGAUGGACAAACGCCUCCUGAAAGCAGCGACUGAUGGUGAUUCCACGUCCAUGAAGCACUAUGCUUGUCAUAAUCCAGGCAUUCUUCUCGGAAGGACUUUGCGGAUGAACACCUGCCUUCACAUAUCCUCCAUCCAUGGUCACCAGAGAUUCUCCGAGGAUGUGGUGGCACUGGAGGAGUCUCUCCUCACCACUGUAAACUUAGAUUGGGAGACGCCACUUCUCGCGGCGGUGAGAAAUGGUCACGUCUCUUUGGCUUCUUUUUUACUUGGAAGCUGCCAUCACCUAGGAAUGGGGCAAGCAAUCUUAAAGCAAGACAAAUAUGGAUUUAACGCACUGCACCAUGCCAUUCGCAACGGUCAUGAGGAGCUUGCGCUGGAGUUGAUUACAGCAGAGCCUUCUCUGUCGCGAGCUGUGAGCGAAUGCAACGAGUCACCCAUGUUCUUCGCCUUGACAAGGAAUUUUACGCGUGUGUAUGAGCAACUAGUUCAAGAUCCUCUUUCUUCUUAUACGGGAGGACUACACGGUCGCAAUUGCCUACAUGCUGCAGUCAGAAAUGGGAAUCCAGAAAUGGCUAAACAGAUUCUGGAAAAGUAUCAUGGACUAAUGAUCACUGAAGACAUUAAUAAAGUUACUCCAACAAGACAUGCUGUACUUUUUGACAAGAUUGACAUGUUACGAGUAAUACUGUUACAUGAUCCAACCAAAGGAUACGAAAUAAACAGCAUGGGUGAUCCUCUCCUUGCUGCUGCCGCAUAUCGAGGUCGAAGUAAUGCUGCUCGAGAGCUUCUGAAACACUGUCCUGAUGCUCCUUAUCGCCAAGAAAAUGGUGGGACAUUGCUUCAUAGAGCUGUAUGGGAUAACCAAAUAAAGUUCGUUAAAUUUGUCCUGACGACACCGCUACUUCGCAAACUCAUCAACAUGCAGGGCAAGACUGGAAAAACCGCUCUACAUUAUGCAGUCCGGAAGUGUGAUCCGGAACUAGUUAGUAUUUUACUAUCUCACGAGGAUAUAGAUGCGACAGUGCUUGACAACAUUGGUGUUUCAGCGGCUUGGGAACUGAAGUACGUCAUGGAGAAUGCCAAGACUUUAAACUGGAAUGAAGUCUUGAUGCUUAUGCUAAAAGCAGAUGCCCAAAAUGCCACAUCUCUCUAUAAUCUUCACGGGAAAGCCAAGCAACAAGCAAUCGAUGCUGGAAGGAAGGAUGCGAAGUCACUAACAAAGACAUACACAACCAACAUUUCAUUAGUGGCCAUUCUCAUUACGACAAUCACCUUUGCUGCUGCUUUCACCCUGCCUGGAGGAUACAGCAGUGUUGAUGGAAGCGAGGGACUUCCGAUCAUGUCUCAGAAGAUUGCAUUUCAAGCAUUCUUGAUCUCUGACACCUUAGCAAUGUGCUCCUCAUUUGCCGUUGCCUUCAUAUGUGUCAUAGCAAGGUGGGAGGAUUACGAGUUCUUGAUUUAUUACACAUCUUUCACUAAGAAGCUCAUGUGGUUUGCAUAUGUGGCAACUACGACGGCUUUUUCAACUGGUUUAUACACGGUUUUAGCCUUGCGUCUCCAUUGGUUGGCCACUGCAAUUUCUGUUCUGGUAGCUUUACUGCCCAUUCUAACUAAACUUCUUGGCGAAUGGCCUGUUUUGAAGCUCAGAUUCCGAUUGGGAAAAACUUUCAACUCCGAUCUCUUAGACAUGGUGUGAUCUCAACAAUUUGUCUGAUUGUUCCGAUUUCAGACAAUAAUUUGUAAUUUAUAGGUAAUCAACAUUUUUUGGCUACUCAUUUUGUGUUGUCGACUCGUGGCGAGAAAAUAGUUAAGUAUUAUUCUUGUAUACCUUUGAAAUUUCGGACAAAAUAUUAAUUGUGAUGUUAUUCUUAUAUUCCACUCAA